This is a messenger RNA of Hibiscus syriacus, 1355 nucleotides long. Its product is annotated as methionine aminopeptidase 1D, chloroplastic/mitochondrial. The transcript has 10 exons. NCBI's taxonomy places the organism in Eukaryota, Viridiplantae, Streptophyta, Magnoliopsida, Malvales, Malvaceae. Gene Ontology annotation, biological process: proteolysis. Gene Ontology annotation, molecular function: metalloaminopeptidase activity. The record is from RefSeq and is a predicted model, not a curated record. The coding region runs from base 84 to 1145 and encodes 353 amino acids.
GGGUUAUCUUUAGCUUAUCCAGAAGCGAGUUUAACCUCAACAGAGAACAGAGGGGGAGAGUGGAGGGAGAAAAGAAAAAAAAAAUGGUGGGGGCUUCUUAUUUGCAACCAAGAAUGUUUUCUUCUUUUGUUGGUGAUCGUUUAGUUCAAUCAACCCAACCUCUUUCUCAGCUGUUUCAUUACAACCCAGGUCGUAAGCAUGUGUCUAUGCAAUUAUCCAGAUCGCUUUCUGGCUUAACCAAUAUCUUAUUUAAUCGAAGGAGCAAUUUGGGUGAAGUUCCAAACAGCAAGCGCAAACGUUUGAGACCUGGGAAGUUAUCUCCUCAUCGACCUGUUCCAAAGCAUAUAAAAGGGCCACCUUAUGUCAAAACUCAGAUGGCUCCUGGGAUUGUUAGUGGCCCAGAAGUACAUGAUCUAAAGGGCAUAGAACACAUGAGAGCUUCUGGAAGGCUUGCAGCUCAGGUUCUUAAUUAUGCUGGGACCUUAGUGAAGCCAGGUGUAACAACUGAUGAAAUUGACGAAGCAGUUCACCAAAUGAUUAUUGAUAACGGAGCAUAUCCGUCACCCCUUGGCUAUGGUGGAUUUCCAAAAAGUGUCUGCACCUCAGUGAAUGAAUGCAUUUGCCAUGGCAUACCAGAUUCUCGUCCACUUGAGGAUGGUGAUAUAAUCAAUAUUGAUGUCACUGUGUAUCUUAAUGGUUAUCACGGUGAUACAUCGGCAACUUUCUUUUGUGGAGAUGUUGAUGAAGAAGCAAGGAAACUCGUAAAGGUAACCGAAGAAUGCCUAGAUAAAGCUAUAGCAAUAUGUGCACCAGGAGUGGAGUUCAAGAAAAUUGGCAAAACAAUUCAUGAUCAUGCAGAUAAAUUUGGUUAUGGUGUUGUCCGGCAAUUUGUUGGACAUGGAGUCGGCCGGGUUUUUCAUGCUGAUCCUGUUGUUCAACACUUCAGAAACAAUGACGGUGGACUUAUGGUCUUGAAUCAGACCUUUACUAUCGAACCAAUGCUAACAAUGGGCAGCAUUAAUCCAGUAAUGUGGGACGAUGACUGGACGGUGGUCACACAAGAUGGGAGCUUGUCAGCUCAGUUUGAGCACUCAAUUCUAAUAACCGAAGACAGGGCUGAAAUAUUGACCCAAUGUGAAACUUGACGCAGGAUCAGAGUAUCUUCCCUUCCGGAGUUAUCAUCCACAUCCGGUGUCGUCUUGCACAAGAUGCCAUUCAGGGUUGUAUCAUCUAAAUCAUUUGUUUUUGCUAUUUGUUCAGAUUGAAACUCCAUAUAGAUAGCAACUGUAGUUAACCAUCCAUUAUUUUUUUUAUGAUUCAUCAAUGAAAAAUAUCUAUAGGUUUUAUAUAUCAAA